UCACUUGCACUGGGCAAGAAUAAUUCAAUGAAGUUGCAAAGAGUCACUACUUUGCCAAAGACUUCGCAGAAGAUUAUAAAGGAAUUUAUAAGUAACUUGUUAUGGAAGGAAUAUGGUCAUUCGGCUUGAGGAAGGUGGCUGUUAAGGAAGCUAGAAGAGAUUUGGGGUGUGGAGGACGGAAGGGGUUGAAGGGGUAUGGGUCAGAUGAAGGCAGAUGGUAGGGAGUUUGAGAGAUUGGGAGUGGUGUUUGGGGGUUGUGGGGCUUUGGAGAUUUCAAGUCUGGAAGAGCUACAGUUGUCCUCGUAGAAUGGGACCAAGUGGUUGCUCUUUGAGCAAGAAAUAACUUAUAAAGAAAGUAACCGAUUUCUCAAAGAAAACUCCAGGACAGAAAAGGUAAUGUAUAGGCCUGACUUCAAUUUGAGUUUGGUACCAACUUCUCUAGCUCUUUAGGAACAAAUCCUCAAAUUAGCUCUCAAGGUGAUUCCUCCCCGUAUACAACUAAAUAUGUCCCAAAGUUAUCUGUUCAUCCUCCCAGAACUGUUUUGGGAGGUAAGAGAAGCAAAGUUUUUGGGAAAGAUAUGCCGCAUAAAACUGUUAAAUUUCCUGGAAGACAACCUUAUAAAGGUCAGAAUUUGUCCCAAACACCGAGUCUAGUUCUAAAAUACCAGCGGUCUCAAUCAAAGCAUCGAUCAUCAGAACAUCAUGGUAAAGCAAAGCAACCAAACCGACCCGAAGACAUUAGUCACCCUAAAAAAACUUUAGCAGCAUCAAUUCCUUUAAUGGAAAAAGAAGAAAAGCUCAAAUUUUGCUUUAAAAUCUUAGACCACGAUGCUGAUGGCAAGCUAUCUAUUCCUGACAUUCUCCAUGGAAUGAAAUCAUUGAAUGAUACAGACUCCAUUCUUUACGAAGACUAUAGCAAGAUUCUUAAAGCUAUUUGGAAUAAAAAGACAACUACACAAAGCUUCAUGGACACAAAACAAUCUCGUAAUUAUGGGGCUCUGAUAGGGCAAGCAAACACAAUGCCAAAGAAAUUCAGAAAGGCUAGUGAGCACAGUCUUGAUAAUACUCAAUCACAGUCUACUUCAGGAUUCACAGAACUUCCUUACACUGCUCUAAAAAGUGAUCAAGAAGAAGAGCCCAAGCUACGAAACAAAUUAGGCAAUUCCAGAAGAAGAUCGAGGAUGCACAAUCUUAAAUCCCGUUUCACAGAGAAUAAGAGUGCAUUCUUGAACAAAACCAUAAAUCGGUACAAUGAAGAGUCUCCUAUGAUGAAGAAAAAGCCAGCACAAAAGAGCGAAACUCGGACCUCAAAAGCCUCAAAUUUCUUCUCUUUUUGAAUAAAAAAGUAUGAGAAAGAGCAUGGGACACUUCAUCUCAAAAAGAGCAGUGGCUUUACUAAAAAUUUGGAGACAUACACCUAACACUGCCUAUUCUGCUCAAGGACAUAACACACUGUACACAAAGUCUAAGUCUUCUAAACAUACCAACUCUGAGACUCUAAAUCCAGCUCUGAGACAGAGUUUUGAAAGCUAUGUCCUCUCAAAGCAGCCUGCAGAUUUCCUUACUUUCUGGGAAUUCAAAAAUAUUAAAUUCAGGUUCGAAUAUCCCUCUAUUCUCUACAACCUCCUCGAAUCCACCACUCUCCAGCCAAACCCAUCCGCCCCAAAAUCCCCACCAGCCCAAAAACCCCAUCUCCCUCACAAAAUCCUUCACAAAAAACCCAGUAACCCCUUCCCCCAAACUCCUCUUCCACCUCCCUUCCCCUAAAAAUCCUUCUUUCCCCACUUUGCCCCAAAACCUCACAAUCCCAUAGACCAAAAAGAGUCCCUUGACCAUAAAACCAGCCUGGCCCUCCUCGAAAACCAGAUCAAGAAGAGACCCAUAGUCAAUGAUCAGCAGAUAUUACAGAAAAGAGAGAAGCUAGACUGGCUCUAUAUACCACAGAAAUAGAGAAAAGUUAAUAGAAGAAAUUGUUAAGACUAGAGGGAUUUAUAAGAAAAUAGAAGUAGACAGCUUUUUCAGGAAUAUUGAGAAGCAGAGAAAUGAAACAUUGUAGAGAGGGAAAAUUGUAGAAGAGAGGAAAGAUGUUUGGGGAUUUGGAAUUAGAUUAAUGGCUUCUUUUAUGAGGAGAGAAUUGAAUAGGUCAAUAAUGUGUU
This is a messenger RNA of Moneuplotes crassus, 2156 nucleotides long. Lineage: Eukaryota; Ciliophora; Spirotrichea; Euplotida; Euplotidae. The record is from the annotation of a GenBank genome assembly.